GCAAGCCUGCUAGUUCUGUCAGGCAAAGCAACGCCUGCUUUUCCUUCUCGCCUCCGCUAGCGUCGCCCGCGGGGGUGGCGACGGCAUUUAAGAAGGGCGCCCCACGAGCCCCGGCUGACACUGUAGGGACCGCACUCUCGUCUCUUCCUUGCAGCCGCUCUGCGCUCGCCCUCGCUUCUCCCCAGCCAGGAAGCCGCUGCUGCAAUGUCGGGCACCGUAGCAAGGCCUCUGUCGGGGCAAGUAUGCCUGGUGACAGGCGCCUCGCGGGGCAUUGGGAAAGGCAUCGCGUUGCAGCUGUCCGAGGCGGGCGCCACCGUUUACAUCACUGGCCGGCACCAGGAGACGCUGGAGAAAACGGCGGCCGACGUGCGAGUUCGGGGCGGGCGGUGCGUGCCGGUGGUCUGCGACUCUACCCGCGAAGAAGAGGUGGCGGCGCUGUUUGAGCGCCUCAAAGGGGAGCAGUCCGGCCGCCUGGAUCUCCUGGUCAACAAUGCCUUCUCUGGCGUGAGCGCGAUCGGCAAGCAGGCGGGCUCGGCCUUCUGGGAGUCAGACGCCAGUUUAUGGGACGACAUUAACAACGCGGGCCUAAGAGGCCAUUACAUCUUUUCUGUUUAUGCAGCCCGCCUCAUGGUGCCUGCGGGGCGCGGGCUCAUUGUUAUCGUCUCGUCGCCUGGUGGGCUGCGGUACAUGUUUGAUGUGCCAUAUGGUGUGGGAAAGGCAGGCUGCGACCGCCUAGCUGCUGACUGCGCAUUCGAGUUACGUCCCUUCGGUGUGGCCUGCGUGGCACUGUGGCCUGGCCUAGUCCGUACUGAAACCCUACAGAAGCAAGCCGAAAUCCGUUCUGAUGCUUUUUUCCAGACGCUGAAGGAAAAGUUGUCCAGUAUGGCAGAGAGCAUUGAAGUGAGCGGGAAGUGCGUGGUUGGCCUGGCUACAGACCCCAAGAUCAUGCGCCACAGUGGCAAGGUUGUGUUGAGCCCAGAACUUGCCCAGCGCUACGGGUUCAAGGACGUAGAUGGAAAGGACGUCUUCAACUACCUUUCAGUCCGUAAUAUCCUUACAGAACUGAUGCCCAAACUGUCUGGCUUGUUUCGCCUAAUUCCAGGGUUCAUUACAGUCCCUAAAUGGGUUCUUACCUUGUAUUCUAGUAAGUUCUCUGUGUAUCCACCAAUUCAGUCAGUUUCCCUUAAACCAACAAAAAAAGACUGAUUAUAUUGAUUGCACAAAGCACUUUGUCGGUAUCUUCUUAACUGCUUUUUAAUGCAUAAAAAUUUCUUCAGACUUGAAGCUUUCCUAUCUUGUGAACUGCUUACCUUUUCGUUUUACUCAUUUGCAGUUGAGGGCAUUUUCUAAUUUGAAGAUCACUUUGAGGCAGAAUUUGAAGUUGCUUACUCUGUGAAAACAUGCUUACUCACAAGCCUCACCAUGACAAUAGUUCCUUAAGGCUUGAUAGCACAAAUUCUUUCUGUGCUAUCUUUUUUCUUUGUAGCAAGAGCCAUAAAAUAGUAGCUGUUAACAGUUUUGUCAUAAUUCCAUAUUCUGUUAUUAACUGUAGAUUUGAAACAAUGGCAUAUGCCAUAAUUAUUAAUGUAUUUUAGCUAAUUUUCAUUCUACCAUUAAAUAUAUUUGAAUUAGCAGAUACCGGAAAA
Messenger RNA from Heteronotia binoei (common prickly gecko), 1646 nucleotides. It is a transcript of the gene DHRS1, whose product is annotated as dehydrogenase/reductase 1. The record is from RefSeq and is a predicted model, not a curated record. NCBI's taxonomy places the organism in Eukaryota, Metazoa, Chordata, Lepidosauria, Squamata, Gekkonidae. The transcript has a single exon. The coding region runs from base 205 to 1206 and encodes 333 amino acids.